This is a messenger RNA of Aphis gossypii (cotton aphid), 6578 nucleotides long. It is a transcript of the gene Cand1, whose product is annotated as cullin-associated NEDD8-dissociated protein 1. Gene Ontology annotation, biological process: SCF complex assembly; protein ubiquitination. Lineage: Eukaryota; Metazoa; Arthropoda; Insecta; Hemiptera; Aphididae. Bases 251 to 3985 code for a protein of 1244 amino acids. The record is from RefSeq and is a predicted model, not a curated record. Gene Ontology annotation, cellular component: nucleus. The transcript is spliced from 18 exons.
UUUUUUACUUGCCAGUUGCCGCAUCCGUCGUGUUUUUUUCAUGACAAGCUAUUUACUUAUUCAGAUUUCCAAUCGUUUUACGUUUUUUCCGGUGUUGUAAAAUCUUGACUCUAGUAGUCUGGUAUAAUACAAAUGCACAAAACUAAUGGAAUUUUAAUUUAAACUUCUAUCUGUUCGUAUGCGAUUAAUAUUCGCAUUGUGAUACUCUUGUCUUGUCGAUUUUAUUGGCGUUACGAUUGACUACAAAAUCAUGGCUAACGUGUCGUACCAAAUCGCACAUUUGCUCGAGAAGAUGACUUCGAGUGAUAAAGACUUCAGGUUUAUGGCUACCAACGAUUUGAUGUCUGAGUUGCAGAAAGACAGCAUCAAACUAGACGAUGAUUCCGAACGAAAAGUAGUGAGAAUGUUGCUAAGGUUGUUGGAAGAUAAAAAUGGUGAAGUUCAAAAUCUUGCAGUUAAAUGUUUGGGUCCACUUGUUAAUAAAGUAAAAGAAAACCAAGUUGAGACUAUUGUUGAUGCACUUUGUACUAAUAUGAUAUCUGAAAAUGAACAAUUGAGAGACAUUUGCAGUAUUGGAUUAAAGACUGUUAUAAGCGAGCUGCCAAUCACUAAUAAUUUAUUAGCUGCAAAUGUGUGCCGGAGAAUUACUGGAAAAUUGACAAGUGCUAUUGAGAAGCAAGAUGUAUCUGUACAAUUGGAAGCUUUAGACAUACUUGCCGAUUUACUCUCAAGAUUUGGAUCAUUGUUAUUAGAUUUUCAUAGUUGCAUACUAAAAUCAUUAUUGCCUCAGUUAAACUCUUCUCGUCAAGCAGUAAGAAAAAGGACUAUUGUUGCUCUUGGUCAUUUAGUAUUGUCAUGUAAUCAAGUAUUAUAUAUUAAACUUAUUGAUUACUUGGUUAAUGAUUUAUCAGCUCAACAACCAGCUGCAAGAUCUAAAACAUCCAUACAAUGUAUAGCAGCUAUAUGUCGUCAAGCUGGCCAUCGUUUUGGUGUUCAUGUCGACCGUGUUGUACCAUUAAUACAAGGGCCAUUAGUGGAAAAUUCUACAGAAGAUGAUGAAUUACGCGAAUAUUGUUUGCAAGCCUUUGACGCUUUUGUUAAUCGUUGUCCCAGUGAAACUGCAGCUUAUACUAAUGACAUAAUUAAGUUAUGCUUAGAAUAUUUGGCAUAUGAUCCAAAUUAUAAUUAUGAUGAUAAUGGUGAAAAUGGUGAUGAUAAUUUAAUGGAUACUAAUGAUGGUGAAGAUUUGGAAGAUGAAGAUAUUGAGGAUGAUUAUUCAGAUGAUGAUGAUAUGAGUUGGAAGGUUCGGCGAUCAGCUGCUAAAUGUUUGGAAGGUAUAAUUGUAACCAGAAAGGAUUUGAUUGCAGAUAUGUAUAGAAAUGUUUCAAAAUCAUUGAUUCAGAGAUUUAAAGAAAGAGAAGAAAAUGUUAAAAGUGACAUAUUACAUGUGUACAUGGCAUUGUUGAAACAAACAAAGUUGACAAGUAGUAAUAUGACAGCUGAUAUGGCUGAUGAAGAUUCAGCUAUGUAUCUUCUUCAAUCCCAAGUUCCUGCAAUUGUUAAAGCUAUACAUGCUCAAAUGAAAGAACGGAGUGUUAAAACUCGUACUGAUUGUCUGGCUUUGUUGAAAGAGCUUGUCAUUGUUCUUCCUGGUGCUCUUACCAACCACAUAGGAACUUUAAUUCCUGGAAUUCAAUAUUCCUUAAGUGACAAAAAGUCUAGUAGUAACAUGAAAAUUGAUACAUUAUCAUUCAUUCAUUGUGUGUUGACAUCACAUGCUCCAGAAAUCUUUCAUCCCUGGGUAGAACAAUUAAUUCCACCCAUUAUAACUGCUGUUGGUGAUCCAUUUUAUAAGAUAACAGCAGAAGCACUCAUUGUUCUACAAGAAAUAGUCAAAGUCAUUCGUCCAUUAGAUAAUAAACUUGAGUUCAAUUUUGUGGCAUACGCUGUACCAUUGUAUAGUUGUACAUACUCACGUUUGAAAACAUCAGAUAUUGACCAAGAAGUAAAGGAACGCUCAAUUUCUUGUAUGGGACAAAUAAUAUGCAAUUUAGGUGAUGUAUUACAAAAUGAGUUGCAAGUGUGUUUACCCAUAUUUUUGGAUCGUUUGCGCAAUGAAAUUACUAGACUUACAACUGUUAAAGCACUUAUUAAAGUUGCUGGAUCACCAUUGAAAAUUAAUUUAUCUUCUAUUUUGAGUGAUGGUGUACUAAUUUUGGCAUCAUUCCUUCGAAAAAAUCAGAGAGCAUUGAAAUUGAGUACCUUAACUUUGCUUAAUAUGUUGCUAAAUAAUUUCCAUGCUGAUUUUUCUGCUGAAUUAUUAAAUAAGAUACUUAUUGAAUUACCACAAUUAAUUAAUGAAUCAGAUUUACAUAUUGCUCAGCUAACACUUUCUUUAUUAACAACAAUAAUAAAAAUCCAACCAAUGGCUAUGUCAUUCUCUGCCAACAUUAUUAUGCCAGAAGUUAUGACUCUAACUAAAUCUCCAUUACUGCAAGGUGCAGCCUUGAAUGCUAUUUUAUUAUUCUUCCAAACUCUGGUUGCUACAAAUGUUCCUCAGUUUGGAUACCAAGAGCUAGUAACACUUUUAAUAUCACCGUUGAUGGCUCAGCCUGUAGGCACUCCAACUUUAACGCUACAUAAACAAGCUUACCAUUCGUUAGCAAAGUGUGUAGCAGCACUGACAGCCACACAGCCACUUCAAGCAAUGGGUAUUAUAAACAGUUUCAUGUCUGAAUUGAUUAAUCCAUCUAAUGACCAACAACGUAUUUUUUCGUUGCUAGUAAUUGGUGAAGUUGGUAGACAUAUAGAUUUAAGUUCUGUGGUUAACUUGAAGGAAACUAUAUUACAAUCAUUCUCGUCUAAUUCUGAAGAAAUAAAAUCAUCAGCAAGUUACAGCUUAGGUAGCAUUUCUAUUGGAAAUUUAGAGCAAUAUAUACCUUUCAUAUUAAGAGAAAUUGAUAUGCAACCUAAACGUCAAUAUUUACUAUUACAUUCCUUAAAAGAGAUUAUCACAUUUGAGUCAUCUACUCCUAAUGGCAUUGAAAAUCUGAAACCUUUUGUCCCGGCUAUUUGGAACCAAUUAUUUAAACACUGUGAAUGUAUAGAAGAAGGUUCACGUAAUGUGGUUGCUGAAUGUUUAGGAAAACUUACAUUAAUCGAUCCAUAUAAUUUAUUGCCAAAUUUGCAGUCAUCAUUACCAUCGUCAUCUGCACUAAUGAGAACUACAUUAUUAACAGCUGUUAAAUUCACUAUAUCUGAUCAACCGCAACCAAUAGACAUGUUGCUUAGACAGAAUAUGGAUCAGUUUUUGAGUGCUCUUACUGAUCCAGAUAUAAAUGUUAGGCGAGUAACAUUAAUUGCUUUUAAUUCAGCUGCACAUAAUAAGCCAUCUUUGGUCAGGGAUCUACUCGACACUGUACUUCCUAAAUUGUAUGCAGAAACAAUUGUUAAGAAAGAACUUAUACGAGAGGUAGAAAUGGGUCCAUUUAAGCAUACCGUUGAUGAUGGGUUAGAUAUAAGAAAAGCAGCCUUUGAGUGUAUGUAUACAUUGUUAGACUCAUGUUUAGAUCGCUUAGAUAUAUUUGAAUAUCUUAACUAUUUGGAGAAUGGACUACGUGAUCAUUAUGAUAUUAAAAUGCUUACUUAUCUGAUGGUUUCAAGGAUGGCUCAAAUCGUACCCAGUGCUGUAUUGCAAAGGUUGGAUAAAAUUGUUGAACCUUUAAAACAAACAUGCAUGUUAAAAAUUAAAGCCAAUUCUGUGAAACAAGAAUUUGAAAAAAUGGAAGAACUGAAAAGAUCUGCUAUGCGAGCAGUUGUUAAUUUACAAACUAUACCUGAUGCCAGUAAAAAUCCACAUAUGAGCGAUUUUGUGUGUCAAAUUAAAAGCUCUCCCGAGUUAAAUAAUAUUUAUGAAACAAUUCAGAGAGACACAUUAGGGUUGGUAACAGAUAGUUAUACCAUACCUAUGGAGAUUUGCGAAUAAUUAUGAUAAACAUUAGAAUAUUUAUGUCCUACUACAACAGUAAUUGAAUUGGUUUCUACUAAUAUGUUAAUACAAAUGAAAUCAAGAACUUUGUAUAUAAUAAUUUGUAUGUGUAUAGGCAAGAUUUAAUUUAUACUAUUUCUGUAAAUCUUAUGAGUUCAUUUCUAAAAAUUAAUUUUAAUCUUACAAAUAAUAAAUAUUAUCUACACUUUUUUUUUUACUCAUUUAAAUGAAUAAAGUUAGUAAUAAUUGUAUUAUUAACAGUACCAUAUUUAUUGAUCAUAAUAUUGGUAUAAAAGUUUUUCAGAUAAUAUCAAAAUAUUAUUUCAUUUGAAUUAUAUUGUAUUCCACUAAACAAAGUAUCUAUUACUAUUUUUACUGUAGUUUUUGCAUAUUUUUUAUACUACAGAUCACACUUAGCAUACUACAUGUGAAUACUAAGUUUGUUUUUUAGUAAUAAAUAAAAAUAUGUUUAUCAAAACCAAACUUAAAUAGUACUUUUUUAGUUAAAUUUUUAGGUGAUAUUAAAUUUUAUUAUUAUUAUCAUAGAUUGCUGGUGGUAAGUAUAAAAAGUUGAUCACUUAUACAAACAAUCUAAAGAUUUCCAAACAAAAAAUAAACAAAUUUGUUAUCCUCUAUUUAAAUAUUCAAUUUCAUCAAAAUUUAAGCUUUAAAUACUUUAAUUAAAAAAUGAUGCAUAUAUGUUUUAAAAUGUUUGAAGGUAACUGUAUCGUAAACAAUCUAUAUGUAUGUGAUCUACCAAGAACUAAAAACUAUUAGUUUACUCAACAUUUUAAAGUAAAAUAUUAAUUAUUAAUUUAUAGAAAAGCAUGAUUGCCAUGUUACCGUAUGAAAAUUAUACCAUUCAUAGAAAAUAAAAUAAACACUUGUGAGUAAUUAACAUAAUAUUAAUUAUUUUGUUGAACAAUCUUUUUAGAUUUUGAGCAGAGUGAUGAAUGUUGAAUGUAAUAAUUUUACUAUGAUAUGUUUCCUUUUAUGUCUGUAUUCAUGGAAGUCAUAAGUAAGUAACCUAUAUAGUCAAUGAUAGUUACUAUGGUUAUUUAAAUUUAGAUAGUAUCCUUUCAGAAUCGUUUUUCAAUGUAUACAAUGAGUGUAUCAUUGAAUUUAAAUUCAAUAAAAUGCAUUAUAGUGAUUUAUUCAACAACGAGUUCCGCUCGACAUCCAAUGUACUGCAGAUCACGAUACCCACUUCGGAAGUGGCACCUGGCUGCCUACCUUUUUAUACAUAAUUAUUCAAUAUUUUUAAAGAUGUUUGAAAUGUCUUCAUUAUUAAUUCAAUUAUAGGUUAUAUAGUUUUUGUACACAGAAUUUAAGUGCAUUUUCCAAAGUUUCUGUUUCAAUCUUGAAUGUUUCGUUAAAUUUUGUUAAAAUUUUCAAGAUCCAAGAGAGAUAGAUAGUUAUUAUGAAAUUCAUAUUAUAUUAUGAAAAAUCACAUUAAAAUCUAGUUAAAUUUAAACAAUUAAUGUGAUUUGUUAUUGUACCUACUUAACUAGUGUACAAUAUUAUUUUCUAAAUUAAACCUAUAAAAUAUAUCUUGGAACUGAAUUAUUUUGAUUCUUUUCUUGUAGAAAGUAUUGAAAGCAACUUUAUAAGAGUAAAGUAUUACUUUUGUGUUAGCGCCUAGCCCUUAGGUAACUUAUAAUUUUGUUUAAACAUUAAUAUUAUACAUACUUAAUAAUGAUUUUAUCAAGUAUUGUGGCUCCCGAUAUAAAACGUACUUCGAGUCUCUGGUGCUCUGGACUAUCACUACGCAUAUAGGCGUGGGGGGUGCCUGGGCACCCCCCGACUCUUCACCCAAAACAGGAAGGAAGGGCCCUAAUUAUUAUUAUUAAUUUAGUGUACAUUUUAAAUCUUGAAAAAUCCAAUCAUCAUUAUAAGAGAUUGUAUAUGUAUAUUGUUAUGUAAUAUUUAUUACCAUGAAUGAAAUAAAAUAAUUUUUAAUGCAUUUUAUACAUAUAUUUGCUGCACCUAUAAUGGCUUCCAAAAUUAUUGUGGCCCCUAAUUGUUAGUGUGCCCCCCCGGAUUAGAUUAGGUUAGGUAACCCCCGGAACCAAAAGUCUGCGCACGCUUAUGUGAUACUAUGUAGUCCGUAUUUACAAUACGCCACUGCUUAAGUCUUACGAGUAUUCAUUACUCAUUAGUAUUGUAUAUUUGUAUCUAAUAUAUCUACUUAUUGGUUUUACUAGGUACUGUGUUUCUUUAUUUCAUCUAUUUUCUUCUUAAACUGGCUUAAAUCCGGCGUACAAUCAUACUUAAUACCUGGAUAUUACGUGUAGGUAUGGUUUAAAACAAAUGUUUUCGUUAAAAAAUAUAAUAUUAUACAUUUUAUCUAAUAAAAAAUAACAACGUUGGUAUAGUUUAUAUAAUAACAAUAUAUUUAUUUUAUUGUGUUACAAUAUAUAUUAUAUAUUACGUACAACUAUAGACGUUUGCAACAAUAAAUAUAGGAACUAAGAGAAAAUAAAAUGUUAUAAAAAAAAAAAAAAAAUUCACUUAUAAAAGUUAAUAUCGAUCUGCUCAGAAGACGCAUGGAUAAUAAUAAAAUAGAGAUUACGUUAAAAAAAAAAAAAAA